Vitis riparia (riverbank grape) is the source of this 2448-nucleotide messenger RNA. RefSeq lists its product as uncharacterized. Lineage: Eukaryota; Viridiplantae; Streptophyta; Magnoliopsida; Vitales; Vitaceae. Gene Ontology annotation, molecular function: nucleic acid binding; RNA-DNA hybrid ribonuclease activity. Bases 1 to 2448 code for a protein of 815 amino acids. The transcript has 5 exons. The record is from RefSeq and is a predicted model, not a curated record.
AUGCAAGAUAACGAGUCCUUAAGGGAGUUCGUGAAGCGGUUUGGUCAGGCCGUGCUACAGGUAGAGGCCUACAGCAUGGAUUCUGUCCUACAGAUCUUCAAGCGAAGCAUCUAUCCAGGCACCCCUUUUUUCGAAUCACUCGCUAAGAAGCCUCCUAAGAUGAUGGAUGGCUUGUUCCGGCGUGCGAGCAAAUACUCGAUGCUUGAAGAUGACGUGCGAGCAGCCACCCAGCAAAUCUUGGUUGCAGGACAGGCAUCCAGAAGUGGUGCGGAAAGAAGUGCCAAACUUCCAAACCGGCCAAGGCCGUCCGAUCGAAGGCAGGAAGGGCCAAGUCACUCGGAACUGCCGCCCCUCACACCCAUUUCCAUAUCCUAUGAGAAGCUUCUCCCUAUGAUCCAAGACAUGUCCGACUUCAGGUGGCCUAGACCCCUCGGAACGGACCCAUCCAAAAGGGAUCAUAGUAAAAAAUGUGCCUACCAUAAGGAGCAUGGUCACACAACGGAGGCAUGCAAGAGCCUCCAUUAUUUGGUCGAAAGGCUCAUAAAGGCGGGACAUUUGAAGCAAUACCUCCGCUCAGAUGCCAGAGACCCCACACGGAUAUUGCAGCCGCACCGCGACGCCCUCAUUAUGUCCCUGGAGAUAGGAGACUUUGACGUGAGACGCAUCCUAGUUGACCUGGGCAGCUCGGCCUAUCUUGUACAAGCAUCGGUCAUUAGCCACAUGGGACGCAGUCUCACAGGCCUCGAAAACCCUGGGCAAAUCUUGUCCGGAUUCAACGGGGCAUCAACUACUUCCUUGGGAGAUAUUGUACUGCCGGUCCAAGCUGGCCCAGUCACUCUCAACGUACAAUUUUUCGUGGUACAAGAUUUAUCACCCUUCAAUGUCAUCUUAGGGCGCACAUGGCUGCACUACAUGAAAGCCAUCCCCUCUACAUAUCAUCAAAUGGUAAGCUUUCUUACCAAGGAUGGACAAAUAGACCUAUAUGGUAGCCAGUUAGCCGCUCGCCAAUGCUACCAGAUAGCACAGGAGCAAUCACUGAGUCCAACGGACAAAGAUCCCCCGGUAGCGGAUCCCUUGCAGACGAUCCAAAUUUUAGAAGAAGGUACUCAUCUUACAUAUAUCAGUUCCCUCCUGACGCCAGAAAAGACCCGGAACAUUCAGAACGCCCUCCGACAAAGCCAUGACGUCUUCGCAUGGGCACAUUCUGAUAUGAAGGGAAUUCAUCCCUCCAUCGUCUCUCAUAGGCUCAACGUCUUGCCAACAACAAGACCCGUCCGACAGAAGGUUAGACGUUUUCACCCAGACAGGCAAAAGAUCAUCCAGGAUGAGAUUGAAAAGUUGCUGGGAGCCGGAUUCAUCAAAGAAGUGGAGUACCCGGACUGGUUGGCAAAUGUAGUGGUGGUACCCAAAAAGGAAGAUCAAAUUGUGGACUCCACUGCUGGGCAAGGGAUGCUCUCCUUCUUGGACGCCUUCUCCGAAUACCACCAAAUCCCCAUGGCCCCGGUUGACGAAGAAAAGACAUCCUUUAUAACGCUACAUGGUCUUUAUUGUUACAAAGUCAUGCCAUUCGGACUCAAAAACGCUGGCGCCACUUAUCAGAGACUGAUGACGAAGAUCUUCAAACCUCUGGUUGGCCUCACAGUGGAGCGCUGUUCUGUUCUGCUGCCCCUUGCCCAAGGAGCAGAAACCUAUUUACUACGUCAGCAGGGCGUUAGCAGACGUAGAACAAGGUAUUCAAAGGUGGAGCUAAUGGCCUUGGCUCUUCGAAGUGCCGCCCAGAAGCUCCGCCCUUACUUCCAAGCCCACCCAGUGGUCGUGCUAACUGACCAGCCCCUUCGCAACAUCCUGCACAAGCCGGACCUAAUCGGAAGAAUGCUUCAAUGGGCCAUAGAAUUGAGCGAAUUUGGAAUCCAGUUCCAACCCAGGUUGUCCAUGAAAGGCCAAGUGAUGGCUGACUUCGUGCUGGAAUACUCUCGAAGGCCUAUCCAGCGCAAGGAACCAAGUGAAAAAGAAUGGUGGACUUUGCUGGUUGAUGGAGCCUCCCGGUCAUCAGGAUCCGGUGUAGGGCUCCUGCUGCAAUCCCCAACAGGAGAACAUCUAGAACAAGCCAUCCGAUUGGGGUUCCCCGCCUCUAACAAUGAAGCGGAGUAUGAGGCCAUCCUAUCCGGAUUGGACCUCGCCCUGGCUUUAUCCAUCUCCAGCCUCCAGGUCUAUAGUGAUUCCCAACUCGUGGUAAGGCACGUCCAGAAGGAAUAUGAAGCUAAGGAUGCGCGCAUGGCGCGAUAUCUAACUAAAGUAAGGGACACCUUACAACGGUUCACCGAAUGGACAAUCGAAAAAAUUAAACGAACUAAAAAUGGACGUGCCGACGCCCUGGCAGGCAUAGCUGCUUCCCUCCCCAUCAAAGAAGCCAUAUUAUUGCCUAUACAUGUGCAAGCCAACCCUUGA